Messenger RNA from Cottoperca gobio, 1886 nucleotides. Its product is annotated as lysine-specific demethylase 8-like. Lineage: Eukaryota; Metazoa; Chordata; Actinopteri; Perciformes; Bovichtidae. Gene Ontology annotation, molecular function: histone H3K36 demethylase activity. The transcript has 8 exons. Gene Ontology annotation, cellular component: nucleus. Bases 160 to 1377 code for a protein of 405 amino acids. The record is from RefSeq and is a predicted model, not a curated record.
GUUCCCCUCCGGUAUGUUUUUGUUGUCCCACACUACAGACAGUAAAGUUGUUAGCGAUGAGGCAGCUUCUGUGUUUGUUACAGUCUCUUAAUUUAAAGAUAUUAUUGGAUUAACGGUGUAAAUGACGUUUUAAGAGUAUAAAUAAAGAGCCUCUCAUUAAUGGCCACGCUGUGGUCAAAGAUCUCGGCUGUUUUGCCUCAUAAUGAGGAACAGUUUCCACUGCAGUUCAGCGACAGAGUGGAGUCAAGUGCGGUGGAGAUGCUGAAACGGGCCCGGGAGCAGCUGUACGGCGUCACUACGAGCAGCAGCAGAAUGCUUAAUGCUCAGAUCAUUUUGGAUUUUUCAUGGGAGAAGCUCAACACGGGAACAUGGCGCGAUGUGGACAAAGACUGGAGACGCCUUUAUUCGUACGGCUGCCUGUUCAAAGUGGCCGCUCUGUGUCGUGGAGAUCCGGCAGCAGACGAGGUCCUGCAGGCCGUGAGGACUUGUGACAUGGGUUUACUCAUGGGGGCGGCCAUCAUGGACGACAUACUUCAGGUUAUUGUUCGGAUUCUGCAAAGUGAAGUCAGGAAGUCAUCUAAAGAAGAAGAAAGUGAACACACUGAGGUCAAGAGAAUAAAGAUCGAGUGCCCACGUGCUCCGGUGAUCAAAGAGGAGUUGGCAGUUCCCAGGAUAAAGCGUCCUUCACUGGAGAGCUUCAACACAAACUACCUGCUCCCCCUCAAACCAGUCAUUCUAGAGGGGACCAUCGGGCACUGGCCCGCCCUCAACGAACACCCCUGGAGCAUCGAGUACUUGAGGCGCGUCGCCGGCUGUCGCACCGUUCCGGUCGAGGUGGGAUCCAGGUACACGGACGAGGAGUGGUCACAGACUCUGCUUACGGUCAACGAGUUCAUGGAUCGAUACAUUUUAAAUAAAGGUGGAGUGAAAGCUUCAGGUUACCUCGCUCAACACCAGCUGUUUGAUCAGAUACCAGAGCUGAAGGAAGACAUCCGUCCUCCUGAUUACUGCUGCCUGGGCGAAGGAGACGAGGACGACAUCACUGUCAACGCCUGGUUUGGACCCGGAGGUACGGUGUCUCCUCUUCACCAGGACCCUCAGCAGAACUUCUUGGCUCAGGUGGUGGGAAGCAAAUACAUUCGCCUAUAUUCCCCAGAGGACACAGACAAGCUGUACCCUCAUCCAUCACAGCUCCUGCACAACACCAGUCAGGUGGAGGUGGAGAAUCCAGACACUGGGCGCUUCCCGGAGUUCACCAAGGCUGCGUAUUUGGAAUGUGUGUUACACCCCGGAGACGUGCUGUUCAUCCCCGUCCAACACUGGCAUUAUGUCCGAUCCUUAGAGCUCAGCUUCUCUGUCAGCUUCUGGUGGUCGUGACUGCAGAUCCGAAACAAUAAAAGACUUUUGUAAAGUAACAUUUGACGCUUGUUUCCUGCUUCCGUGGACGGAAAUCAAUCUGGAGUUUUGAACUAAUGCGAGGCUAAUUCUCAUCAAUGUAAUGACAGGUGCUGAUCACACAAACCUGUGAUCCAUGAACAAUGAACACACUCUGCUGAAUGAUUAGUUUAAUUGUGCCACUGAUGAUUGCAACAACAUCUAUUGUGUGGAAAGCUGAACAGCAGGAGAAAGAAAACAACCAAAUGAGCAGUUAAAAGUGUUUGUGCUCAUUUCAUCCUGCAUAUAAUUACGGAGCGUUGCUAGUCGUGUAAUUUGAUAGGAUGUGUUUCUCUUUUCAAACUGGCAUAUUUAAUUGUGUUCUCAACCUUAUUCCUACAACUAUCCUCAGAUGUAUGAUUUCCAUAAUUCAUGGAAAUGAGGCAAGUCUUCAAAUGUAAUAAGCGAGCGAGCUGCAGGUAGAUGGUAAUAAACACGGCUCUGUGGUUAAA